AUGUUAACACGACAAGGUGCAUUACGUCUUAUUGAAGCAGAAUUUCGUCGAUUAGCUGACAUUGAUAUUGAUCUUUCUGAUUGUAUACCAGUACAUUCUAUUGUUUAUCGCCCCAACGAAUUUAUGAUGGCAGAAAAAACAGUUGCAGCUUUACUCAGUAAAACUUUAGAACAAAUACCUAAAUAUUCCGGCAAACCGGAUCAAGAUGCUGAUGAAUGGAUUAAAGAGCUCACCACCACGUUUCGCAUGGCUGAUAUUAAUGAAUCACAAGCAAUAAAAAUUAUACCCACAUUUUUUGAAGGACCUGCUAAACAAUGGUUUCUUGAAAAUAGCAUAUCGUUUGAAUCCUGGAGCGCAUUUAAAGCAGAAUUUAUUCAUACAUAUUCGUCUCCAGCACUAAAACAACUAGCGUCACAUCGAUUACGCACUCGUCAUCAGCGUAUAGAUGAACCCGUUAUUGAAUACUAUACUGAUAUUAUGAAAUUAUGCAAAAUAGUUGAUCCCAACAUGACUGACAUGUCGAAAAUUGAUCAUUUAUACCACGGUCUGAAAUCAGCUUUAAUGAAAGAAGUACUACGUCAAGCUCCUCGUACACCAUCAGAUUUUUUAGAACAUGCACGUCAAGAAGAAACUCUCGAUCGAUUAGUUACAACGUCUGUUAAUCACACUGAUCACGAUAAUGCUGGAACUUAUGCAUCUCACAAUACAUUCUAUCCACAUAUGGUAGUUGAUGAUACAGCACACUUCAACAAUCCUUCAAAUACAUAUUCCAAGAAUCAUUCCAACAAUGCUUAUUCACCACGGUCAUCAUAUUCUAAAUCAUAUUAUCAGCCAUCACCACACUACCCUUCUCAACCUCAAUUGCCACCGUUUAAUGCAUUAAACCAUCAACCACGAUCUUUACGAUGUUACCAAUGCAAUAAAUUGGGUCAUAUAGCUCGCAAUUACUUUAUACUUGGUGGUGAUUGGUGUACUCAAAAUGCUGCACAAAUUAAUUAUGAUACAAAUCAAGUUUCUAUACGUUCAUCUACUGGCCGCAUAAUUAUUCCAUAUGAUAAAUCUAUUGAUCAUUUAACCUUAGAUGUGAAAUUAAUUACUUCCAUAAAAAUACCUCCACGUGAAUCCUGUACUGUUCAAGCAAAAGUCGAAUUAUCUUCCGCUGACACAGUUUAUUUUCAUCCGGACACUGAUGCUCAACACGAACAAUCUAUCCUGUUAUCACCAUCUUUGUUACGUAUAGAAAAUUAUACAACAUAUUUAGAAAUAUACAAUCCUCAUGAUUAUAUUACCACAUUACCCAUGAAUACUCGCCUCGGUCGAAUCACGCAUGUACCUUAUCAAGUUAUUUCGUUUCAAUUACCUGAUGCAGUUAAUUAUUUAUCAUCAUCAUCCCAUUCUGUUAUUAAUAGUAUUGAACCUCAACCAAUUUCUUUUCCACCACGUGCAAACAUCGAAAACUUAAUUGACCACAUUAUUGACCCUCAAGAAAAAAACCAAAUUCGUAUUAUUCUAGAACAACAUAUGAAAGUGUUUGAUACUUCACAUGUUACACAAGCAAAUACACCCAUUCAGCACACGAUUAAUACUGGCGAUAGCCUUCCUAUUAGUUCCCGACUGUAUUCACGAACAAUCCAACAACGAUCUGAUCUGCAAAAUGAAAUUCAUCAAAUGUUACAAGCAAAUCAAAUUCGUCCUUCAAACUCACCAUGGUCCUCUCCGGUCAUUAUUCAUAAAAAAAAAGAUGGUGGUAUUCGUUUUUUGGUGGAUUAUCGGAAGCUCAAUGCUGUUACAAAAAAGGAUUCUUUUCCUCAACCAACAACUGAAGAACUAUUAAAUCGGUUAGGAGGUCGUAAAUUUUAUACAAAAUUAGAUCUUAAAUCAGGUUAUUUUCAAAUUCCCAUUCAUGAAGCCGAUAAAGAAAAAACUGCUUUCAUCACACAAGAUGGUUUCUGGGAAUUCAAUGUUCUUCCACAAGGUAUCAUGAAUGGGCCACCAACCUUUCAACGCAUUAUGCACAAUUUACUCGUUACUAAUAAAACAAAAGCUCGUCGGCAUGAAUUUACCUGGGGUCCUGAACAACAAGCUGCAUUUAACGAAUUUAAACACAUUUUAACCACAUAUCCAUUAUUUUUAGAAUAUCCGGAUUUAUCAACUCCAUUUAUAUUAACGACUGACGCAUCGGAUAUUGGUAUUGGUGGUAUUUUACGACAAGAUACUCCACAUGGUACAAAAAUCAAUUAUUUCAAAUCACGUGUAUUAAAUGAUACUGAACACAAAUACGAUACAUUUGAAAAAGAAGCUCUGGCUAUUUAUUGGUGUCUUACUGAACUUCGAUCAUAUAUAGGUGAUUCCGAUAUUAUUGUUGAAACUGAUCAUAAACCACUUGAAAAUUUUCAUAAAAAGCAAAUUAAUAAUAAACGUGUGAUGAAUUGGCUAUUUAAAUUACAAGAUAUUUUGCCACAAAUCGUUGCAGUCAAAUAUCGUAAAGGUGCCAACAAUACAGCGGCUGAUUACAUUUCGAGACACUUUCCAUCUUCAGUUAUGAUUAAUGAUUCUACAAUUAUCGUUCAAGAAACUGAUGACUGGCCUAUUGGUACUGAAUCAUGGUCCGAAGACUUGGCAAAACCUCAACGAUCCGACUUUGCUACACCAUUCAUCAACACACACAAUUUAAAAAUUAAUGCUGUUACAACGCGCGCACAAGCUAAACUUCUCGCUCAGCCGAUACCACCUACAUCGACUCAUCCAUCAAUCACCACACAACAAUCUUCAACUUCAUCUUUAACAUCAGCUAAUCUACCCUAUGAUUUUAGUCUAUCACGUAUACGCUUUGAACAAGAACAUGACCCGGUCAUUAGAACAAUAAUACAAAAUAUUCAUAACAAACAAGAUAACUCUACAUUUAUUCUGAAAAAUGAUGUUCUCUAUAAAUUAGUUUCUCGAGGAUGA
Messenger RNA from Rotaria sp. Silwood2, 2949 nucleotides. The record is from the annotation of a GenBank genome assembly. NCBI's taxonomy places the organism in Eukaryota, Metazoa, Rotifera, Eurotatoria, Philodinida, Philodinidae.